Molecule: messenger RNA, 1237 nt
Organism: Chiloscyllium plagiosum (whitespotted bambooshark)
Lineage: Eukaryota; Metazoa; Chordata; Chondrichthyes; Orectolobiformes; Hemiscylliidae
Product: pancreatic progenitor cell differentiation and proliferation factor-like protein
Biological process (GO): multicellular organism development; cell differentiation
Source: RefSeq, a predicted model, not a curated record
AGCCAGCUCCACAAUAGGAAGCCAGUCUGUGGCUGCACAGUGUUAGGAAAGUUUCUGUUCUGAGACGGUGCUGCAGUUACAAUAUUGCAGUGAAUUCCUUCUCCUGGGAUCUUUCGACUCUCCAGGGAAACCUUCCAGGUCCAACUCUGAUCCUACCGCCAUGGCAUCUGUUCCUUCAGCUGGCUGUUUGCUUGCAGCACGGAAUCAAUAUUAUAGAACCCGAGUCCAUUCCACAUCAGAUGGAACCUCCAGUGGGCUAUGCCGUUUGGAAAAUGCCAUGGAGCAUGAAAAACCCCAUCAAGGAUUUCUUCUCGCACUGGAGAAAUGUUUGUGGUUAAAGAAUUUUCUGAACUGUGAGCCUGCUCAUCACCCUGUUAACACAGGGCUAUCCACAGGAAGUGGUCAUCGUUGAUCAAGGAUGAUUCUUUGACAAAUGGUUUCUAUGGAUUGUGUUUUAAUCUACAGUAUUUGGUAUUAUGUUGCCACUGACUCAGGGAAUUAGUUGCAGUUUACAUAGAGAUUUGAACUGCCUUGAAAUAGCUGAUGCCCAUCUCGAGCAGCAAGUGAUGUUAUCAUCAACAGUGUUGUUUUUAAAAAAUUAUUUUCCAACUAAAGCAAUUUACAAAAGAGCAUGUUGAUGAUUUUCAAACAAUCCAAGUUAGGAUAUUAAGAAGGGGGAAAACUAAUUUUAAAAACCUGAAGGACUUGUCACAUUUUGGCCAAAGUUAAAUAACUUUUUGAUAGUUUCCUCAAUUCAGCAUAAUAUCUUUGUAGCAUAAACAAAUGUUGACAUAAUGUCUUCAUGUGGCAGUGUACAGUGUCUUUUACAAUACGUAGAAUUUUUAUUUAUAUUUUGGUUAUUUGCUGUAUACUGUUCUUUAUAUUAUUAACUGUUUUUUGAGUUGUCUAAUAAAUGACAUACUGCUUGAGAAAGGAUGACCAUGUGUCAGAAAACCCAUUUGCUUUACUGUGAGAACAUUUUUUGUUUGAAAAAGUUUUUUAAAAAAAAACUGCAAUUUUUUUUUUAAUGAGACAAGUAAUAGAUGGCAGGCUAUCAUUCUUCAUGUUAAUUUUAAUGAAAAAGUUGAUUUGAAUGCAAAUUUGGAAAUUCUGUUUUCUCAAUGCCUCUCUUUUUUAAGGGGAGUAAUUUCAAUUCUUACUUUGUUGGAGUUUGGUCAAGUAGAUUUCAUAUUUCUUCUUAGAAUUUGAAGUAGAAUUCCUACAGUGUGGAAACUGG